UUACAGCUGAGUGGGCCACUGCUCCGCGGCUCUGUUAUAUAACUUUAAUGUUCUCACGGCUCGUUAACCGCUCAUAGCGGCAAUUCGUUGCAAGUCGCAUUUUUGUCGAUUCGUUAUGGAUUAAUCCAAAGGAUCGGGAGCGACUGACUUUUAUUGCUCUUAUUUUUUUCUCUCCCCUUCUUCCCCCUGCUGCUGACGAGGCGUAUUAAAAGUUGUCGACGGAUCCAAGAAGCGGCGCUCGAGCGACGCGGCGGCGGAGUUAGAAAAUAUUGCGGAGAUUGUUUUCCUGUCACACGGUCAGAGACGCCGCUGCGAUCUGCUUUGGCAUUUCAGCGUGAAACACCAGCGCUGCAAGAAGUGACGAUUUUUACCGCCUAACAUGUUUCAUUUCGGGGAAAAUUGUGCAGACAGGAGAUGACCUAAUAAUAUUUUUCUCUUACUACAGAAUGACGACAUGGAUCAGGGAGGACCACAGCACAAUGGUAAUCGGAACGACAACCUUACAUUUGUAGGACUUGGACCGCAAGUAGUUAGAGACACAUUGGACACACCCGAUUUACGGCUUCAAUCUGCAAUGCAUCUACCCGGUCCAGGGUCUAUGAAUCAGAGCACAGUAGCACCGAAUGGACGAGGGGGAACCAAAGACGAGGGGGAGCACUCGGGACUCUUUGAGUCAGAUAAGGAGGGUAAAAUGAGCAGGAUACAUAAGCAAGAACAGGAUCUAUUCAGCUAUGGGGACAAUUUGCCUUUGCUGAACCAGAGUAUUUCUGACUUUGAUCAGAUGCCUGCCGCUGUCAUUAACACAUCAGAAAACUCUGUUUUGGGCAACCUACCUUUGCCAGACCUGUUCUCGCAGCAAAUUAAGCAGGAGGGGACCUUCUCUCUGGAUAAGGAGUUAGGAACUUUUGGUGGACAGACAGGGGCUGCUGCUUACAAUUUGGAUGACAGAAGCGCUCCAGUACUGGAUGAUGCAGAUAUCUGGCAAGAUCUGGACCUUCCGAACUCUCUGCCAGAAAUCAGUGCUUUUGAAUUGGAUUCAGAAGUGGCACAUUUGGAUACUAUCCUCCAGGAGAGUAGCGGUGGUGGCGGUCCUGAAAAGUCCCUUUUGGGUAACGGGGCAAACUGUAUCGGUUUGAAUGGCGCUGAGCAGCAGCAGCAGCAGUCUCCACACCCCCUGGUACAACAUCAGCUUCAGCAGCAGCAACAACCUCCGGCGAUGCUUUCCAGUGUCAUCAUAAAGGAAGAGAAGGAUCCCGAUUUCAUCCGCAUCCAUACCCCUGGUGUGGUUAAGCAGGAGAAGCAGGACGGUGCCGGUUACUGCCAGUCCCAGUGUCUGCAGAGUAGCAUGAGCCCUCUGCAUGGAGUGGGAAACAUGUUGUCUCCCAUGGAUGUUGGAGCAGGAACUGGAUACCACUACAGAGCCAAUCCUGGUACAGUAGGCAUACAAGACCAGAAGCCUUUUGGCACGUACCAAAACCUGCAAGGAGUCGGAGAGAGCUGGGUAGGUGGGAAGAGGUAUGGAGACUCCUCUGGAAUUCAAGGCACUAGUGAUCGCCUCUCCUCUCCUGGAGCUUUGGGGAAUUUUUCCGUCGGAUUUCCAAGCCCAUCAGCCAGAACUGGAGAAAACAACAGCACUUCAGCGACCGGCCAGUCCAAGCCUGGCGGGCAAGCCCAUAAGAUAUGCCUGGUGUGCUCAGACGAGGCAUCUGGAUGCCAUUACGGGGUGGUUACCUGUGGCAGCUGCAAGGUCUUCUUCAAGAGGGCUGUCGAAGGAUGGAGAGCACGGCAAAACACAGAUGGUCAGCACAACUACCUGUGCGCUGGAAGAAACGACUGCAUCAUUGAUAAGAUUCGCAGGAAGAACUGCCCGGCGUGCCGCUUCAGGAAAUGUCUCCAGGCAGGAAUGAAUCUGGAAGCGAGGAAAAACAAGAAGAAUAAGAUAAGAGUGCAGCAGCUGCAGCAGCGAUCCCCAGAACCAACCGGCAACAUGUCUGUGGCCAUCAUACCCAGAAGCAUGCCCCAGCUGGUUCCCACCAUGCUCUCUGUCCUGAAGGCCAUCGAGCCUGAGAUAAUUUUCUCAGGCUACGACAGCACGCUACCAGACACCUCGUCCCGUCUCCUGAGCACCCUCAACAGACUGGGAGGCCAGCAGGUCAUCUCCGCCGUCAAAUGGGCCAAGUCGCUGCCAGGCUUCCGUGAACUGCACCUUGAUGACCAGAUGACUUUGCUGCAGUGCUCCUGGCUCUUCCUGAUGUCCUUUGGUCUUGGUUGGAGAUCCUAUGAGCAGUGUAACGGCAGGAUGCUCUGUUUUGCCCCAGAUCUCGUCAUAAAUGAGGAGCGCAUGAAGCUGCCUUUAAUGGGCGACCAGUGCGAGCAGAUGCUGAAGAUUUGCAAUGAGUUUGUCAGACUGCAGGUCUCCUACGAAGAGUACCUCUGCAUGAAGGUCCUGUUACUCCUCGGUACAGUACCCAAAGAAGGCCUGAAGUGCCAGGCGGUUUUUGAUCAGAUCAGGAUGACUUACAUCAAGGAGCUGGGAAAAGCCAUCGUGAAACGAGAGGAGAACACAAGUCAGAACUGGCAGCGAUUCUACCAGCUAACUAAGCUACUGGACUCCAUGCAGGAGAUGGUGGAGGGUCUCCUGCAGAUUUGCUUCUACACCUUCGUGAAUAAGACCCUCAGUGUGGAAUUCCCCGAGAUGCUGACGGAGAUCAUCACCAACCAGAUACCAAAAUUCAAAGACGGGAGCGUCAAACCUCUGCUGUUUCAUCAGAAAUGACGGCCUUGAAAUGUGAAUCAAUGCCUUAAAUCCCCAACCUGCUUCAGGCCCUUCUGCUCUAAUUCUUUAUUCCGCCCCCCCAAUAUUCUUGUCCGUUCUUUGGUGUUUGUUUUCAUUUUUGGAAAGUCAGCUUCAUCCCUUCAUCCCUUGCCUGUUUAGUCUAAUCUCAGAAAUUACCCAUAGCCUCAUAGUCGCCACCCCAGUCUGUCUGCACAGAAGCAAAUUGAAUGUUUUUAAAGCAUCUGUCCGUUUUCCUCAAUCCCUCACCUCUUGAACUCAGACAUUUAUUCUUUUUAAAGUCCUACUCUCUACAUCGCUGAAAUCAUUUUAACUUGCCGGCCUUGCUCUGCUUCUCCGCGCUGUGAAUGUCGCUCACAGUCUAGAGACGAAGGGGACAGAUUGAAGCUUUGAUGCAAAAGAACCUCACUUCUUCUGGAUUCAAGGACGAAAAGCAAAAACGGACCCGAACUGGACCUAUUUACCCGAUCAGUGGAAGAAAAAGGAAAACGGAGCAGCUUGUGGAUCCGUCUUCAUGUUUUUUUUUUGUUUUUUUUAACGCAGAUGCACAUCGCAGAUCACGCUUUCAGAGUUCAGCAGACGCCACGUUCAGCGCGAGCUACACAUGUUUACACAGGAUGUAUCUGAGGGAAAACCAGUGCCUUUUAGUUUUCAUUCUCGCAGCCAUCCGUUACAGACCAGUCUGUUGUUCUGUUCCUUCGCAUUUAUCGCCUGGUUUUAGUUUGCUUCUUUUGUUUUCUCUUUAAAAUUAAAGUUUUCUUUUAAUUUUAUUGUUUAGAGGAAUCCCCCACCCCUUCAAAAGUGUGCAGAACAAAGUCAUCCCGGCAGCUUGAAUUAUCAUCUUCAUGUUCAGGUCUUUAAACGUUUAAUGAACUAGUAUAUUACAGUAGAAUAUACUGUUUUUCUUCUUUAGAAAAGUGAACCUAUAGUGUUCUCCUUUAACUGCAUCAGAGAAGCAGCCACUAUAAUCUAGAAUUUGGAAGUAAAUCAAAGUAUUUUUUUUUUUUAUUUAAACUGAGGAAGAUUAGAAAUUCCUGUCAAAUUCUGAAGGUUUGGAAACGUUUGUAAUUUCUUUAUCGUGAUUUUUACAAAUAUGGAUCAAAUUGAGAUUGAAAAACGUCCAAAUAUCCAUUUUCUAAUCGCGCUCAAUAUUAUUUGUAAUAUUUUAAAUCAAUCUGGCGUGACGGGUCCGGGUCCUUUCUCUGCCAGCUUCACCGAAUUUUAAAAAUGGUGACGAUAACUUAAAAACUUUCUCUGGUUUAUCUUGAAAGUCCAGUUUUUCUGCAGGGUCCCACACUUCUUGGAUCAAUUCAUAUUUUAGAUGAUGAACACAAUAACAGAAAGUGCUUUUUAAUACAGGAAGUAGUUUAAAAAACAUUUUAGGAAUUACAAAAUCAACCCAACUUUUUCUCUUCAUAACAUAUUUCAGCUUCAUCUGAAUUUGAUUUAACCCAAAGUGCAUAAAAUCUUUUGGUUUUUAUUAACUAAUAGUAAAAUCUUUAAUUUUCCAAGACAAGAAAACAGGAUGUUUCUUAAAAUUAUGUGACGAUGGAUCUCUAAUAUAUAUAUAGAUAUAUAUUUAAUUUGUUUCAUACUCUGCAUACACAAAGAAACAGGGAUUAUUAUGAAGCCCGUCCAUUUUAAAUGCAAGAAGCUGCAUUUAAAUCCACAUAAUUUGCUUAUUCUUCAGGUAAUGUCUCCUUACAUCUUUUAUUAUAGUCCCACUAGUGCCAAAUAUCACAAAAGUUUUUUUUUAUCAGUUCUUUUUUCCUCUAAUAUCCUGCAUAUGUGAAGGGUGGUGUACAGCGGUGGUUUAUAACUUAGCUUCAGGGUGCUCAGUCUUCAGUGUCUCACAUAACACCAGCUUACAAUGAUCGAUUGUUAACGAAAUGUUUUUGGGUUGUUUUUUUUUUUUUUAGAUUGUGAUGUUGCUACAGUUUUUAAUGUGUAUAAAGCCUUCAUACCAGCUUACAUAGUGGCCAAAUCUAGUGUUCAGGUUUUCAUCGGCUUCUGCUGAGUGCAAAGUGCAACACCGUUCACCUCCCUGCUCUAGAGUCCGCUUUUCUACUUUCAGGGUUCCUACAGAGUCAAAAAAAGAAUAGAAAAAGUAAAAUAUUUUGUAUUUUCCGAAUCCUAUCUCUUUCAAAUGGUUCUAAAGUUUGUCGUUUCUUGUGUCCUCCUACGUUUGUCUUUCCUUCCUUGGUUUCCUUCUGUAGUCUCCUACCUCCUUCCGCUCUAUGUGCCUUGGAUUCCUUCCCUCUCUCUUUUUUUUUUUUGUCUCCUACCUCCUUUCUUUCCCUAUGUUGGUUCUGCCCAAAGUUAAAAUAACAGUUCUAAAAUCAAAGAGAAUAUUAAGAUUUUAUAUUUUAAGAUAAAAGUAAAGGACAGGGAAAGCUCAGCGUGGAAAAAUGUGAUAUAUUUGUGAAUUUCCGUGUAAGAGCCCAGGACUUUAUAUCUGGAUUUUCAGUUGUUUGCUUAACUGCACAGAAAUAAAAAAGUAAAAAAAAAAAGCAGCAAUCCUCAAUCAAGAGCCAUAUUUUCUUUAGCUUUGAAGUUUGCCAAUCCUUCUGGAUGAUUGUUGUGGUGCGCAGGCUCUUGAGCUUUAGCUUAUUGCGAGUCUGCUUUUAUCCCGGCGUGUUGAUCAAUCUGCCGAGGAUUGGGUCUGGAUCCUGUGGUGUCGGGUGGCUUUGCGUACAGUAUUACAUUCGCAUUCAGGCAGCGGCGUUUCUGGAAGCCAGCUUUAACGUACAGGCGUAAAACACCCUCGCCACUGCUUCUGUCCCCCCCACUCCUUAAAUGCCUAUAGAUGUAUAUAAGCAAUGCUGACAUAUCCAGUGCAAUGCAAACAAGUGUCUGUUAUAAAAAAAAACAAAAACAAUAUUUUUACAUGUUUGUCAGUCCUCCCCACUUUCUUAUUCCUUUCAGUUCGACUAAAGGCCUUGCAUAAGGGAGACGGAGAGCCAUAGAAAUACAAUUUUAAAUCAGGAAAUAGACGACUACCAGUGCUUUUGGAGAUUGAUCUGUUUAAAAAAAAAAAAAAAAAAAGGUUUUGUGUGAUUUUUAAAUUCAUCAUCUUAUCCUCUUUGAUAUGACUAAUUUUACUCAAUCAUUUUUGUACAUUAAAUAAGUCGAAAAGUAAUUUUGUUUUCGUCAGUUUGUGUUUGAUAAAAGGUAGACGUGAUUAAUUCGUUAGGAAGUGUUAAACAUGUUUGUCUUGUGAAGUAAAUGUUCAUUCUACGAGUCUGUGGACAAGUCUACAAGAGUGGUCACUGUUUACCUUUUAAGACAAAAGGAAAUAAAGAAAAGGAAAGGCAGGUCGCCGUUAGAGCGAGAUUUAGUUCUAAUAUUUUAUUUUGCGCUAAAAAAAAAACAGUGACUAAAGCAGAGGGGGUAAAAAAAAUAAAUAAAAAUUUACUAAACUGAAGUAAUUGAGCAGUUUCAACUUGUGUAGCACAUAUGGGCUUACUUCUUAGCACUUCUAGUUUUAUUUCGAAUUUGCCUAUUAUGUAGAUGACCUUGGCUUUGGAUUUCAUAUAUAUUACUAUAAGGAUUCACUGGUCAUUUAAGAAAAAAACGAAACAAAACAAAAAAAAAAAAACAGGAAAAGCUUAAUCUCCAUGUGAAAGUACAUUUUCCAGAGCCUGACAAAAUUGCACUACCCUCAGAUUGCUUGUCACCGUCUAUUUUGUAUAAAAUACAUGCAAUUAUCUUUAAACAUUAAGGGCAGAUCAUGUUUCACUGGUAUAGAGCUAUGGCUUUCACUGAAGUCUGUUUUUGUUCCUAUUUCAGUUAUGUAGAUGUAAUCCAAUGUAAAGAAUAUAUAGAUAUAUUAAAAAAAAUAAAAAAUGGUUUAUAUUUACACUUCUUCUGUAUUCAAUGUCAAUAUUUCCCCUUUAUUGAUUAUAUGUUGAAUUAGGUUAUGUGUUUUUAUUUUGUCUUUUCUUUUUUUUUCUUUUUUCAACUUUGGAUUUGCCGUCGUCUCCAACUAUGUUUCUGUCAUCUCUGGUUUCAAGCAGAAAUGAGGAUGAACUGAUAUUUCAUUAGUUCAACCAUCUUACACAAUAAAGUUUCCUGUUUUUUCAA
Molecule: messenger RNA, 6877 nt
Organism: Cyprinodon variegatus (sheepshead minnow)
Lineage: Eukaryota; Metazoa; Chordata; Actinopteri; Cyprinodontiformes; Cyprinodontidae
Product: nuclear receptor subfamily 3 group C member 1
Exons: 10
Coding region: 455-2776 (773 amino acids)
Biological process (GO): nuclear receptor-mediated glucocorticoid signaling pathway; regulation of DNA-templated transcription
Cellular component (GO): nucleus
Molecular function (GO): sequence-specific DNA binding; zinc ion binding; nuclear glucocorticoid receptor activity
Source: RefSeq, a predicted model, not a curated record